AUGACUAACCGGCUGGUCAGGUUAACAUACCCACACCUAGCAUUGGCAAAUCCCUCUGAGGCUAUAAGUAUCCAAUCCAGCCACCUGGUCGAUGUUUUGAGUCGAAGUGAAGUAAAGCGGAGAGAGAGAGAGAAGCGCGGUGAGUCACUCUGUCUGGCUAUAAAGGGUGUUGGCAAAGGUUUUUAUUUCCCUCCAUUUGAAUUGAACUGCCAUGUGUCCUCUAGCACCUGUGCCUCCUCCUGCUGA
Messenger RNA from Ilex paraguariensis (yerba mate), 246 nucleotides. NCBI's taxonomy places the organism in Eukaryota, Viridiplantae, Streptophyta, Magnoliopsida, Aquifoliales, Aquifoliaceae. The record is from the annotation of a GenBank genome assembly.